Messenger RNA from Panonychus citri (citrus red mite), 1320 nucleotides. RefSeq names its product plancitoxin-1-like. Gene Ontology annotation, biological process: apoptotic DNA fragmentation. Gene Ontology annotation, molecular function: deoxyribonuclease II activity. The record is from RefSeq and is a predicted model, not a curated record. Lineage: Eukaryota; Metazoa; Arthropoda; Arachnida; Trombidiformes; Tetranychidae. The coding region runs from base 61 to 1203 and encodes 380 amino acids. The transcript is spliced from 2 exons.
UUUAAUACGUUAUCUCUUUUACAACUUGGUGCUUAAUUGUUACCACUGAUCUUGAUUAAAAUGGAUUUAAAAUUAGUCUUAUUAUUUGUUUCCGUUUUCUCACCUUCCUUUGCAUUACAAUGUAAGGACGAGGAUGGUAACGAUGUCGAUUGGUACGUUGUGUACAAAUUACCUCGAGAAAGUGAUGAGGACAAACAAUCAACUUUGUCGGGACGAACUGGAUUUAAUUACGCUUACAUCACUUCCAAUGAUUACAAAGAUGGACAAUGGAAAAUUUCAUCGAAAACCGUAAAGGACAAAGAUUCCCUUUGGGGUCAAACCUUAGCACCCGCUUACAAAGACGCAUCCAAAUACACUUACGCUCUUUGGAACGACGCUCCAUCCAAAGGAAAAGAAAGUGGUACCAAGGCUCAUUCCAAGGGAGUUAUUGUCAUGGAUGAAUCGACCGGUUUCUACAUUGUCCAUUCUGUACCCAAGUUUGUCAACACUUUCGACGAUUCUUAUGAUUAUCCCGAUUCUGGUCGAGACAAUGGUCAAACCUCUUUGUGUAUCUCUUUCGAUACCCAAAGUGAAGGACCUAAAUUGGCUUCUCAUCUUCUCCUCAUGAAACCAAAUCUUUUCUCAACCAACCUUGUUGGCGGAAUCCCAAGUGAGUCCACCGAUUUCACCAACCUUUUCAAUCCCAAGUAUCGAGCCCCCAAAGACGCACCAAAGAGUUUGGAAACUGAGAUCACUACUCUUGGUGGAACAACUUUCCGAGCUUUCUCAAAGAACCCAAAGAACCUCGUUGAUUUGUAUGGUGCUAUUGUCGCUCCCGCUCUUGAAGCUCCACUUUUCGCUGAAACCUGGAGACGAGGUGCUGGUGGUAUCUUGGAAAGCGACUGUACCCUCGACUACACCGUCAACAAUGUCAUGGGCUUAGAAAUCAACUUCGAUUCAUCAUCUUCAUCAGGAGAUUGGCAAUUCAUCACCGAUCACUCUAAAUGGGCCAUUUCUAGCGACGAUUCAAAGGCCACUUACACUUGCGUCGGUGAUGUCAACCGAAUGGCCUCACAAGCCAAACGAGGAGGUGGAACUCUUUGUUUCGACAACAAGAAAGUCCACCAAGCUUUCCGAUCGGCCAUUAAAGUUAUCGAACCUUGUAGUGCCGAUGCUAACGGCGAAUCACAUUCGACCGCCGUUAAGGAAGGUCAAGAAAUCUAAAUUGUUUUCUCUUACGACGAUUUGAUGACAAGAAGCAAUCAAAAAUUAAUCUUUUCUUGAUUUACUUUUUGUAAUCAUCAACAAUUUAAACUAAUCAAUAAACUUUCAAAUCUUCAA